Messenger RNA from Lytechinus variegatus (green sea urchin), 4686 nucleotides. RefSeq lists its product as uncharacterized. The transcript has 17 exons. Gene Ontology annotation, biological process: signal transduction. The coding region runs from base 144 to 4217 and encodes 1357 amino acids. Gene Ontology annotation, molecular function: protein binding. Lineage: Eukaryota; Metazoa; Echinodermata; Echinoidea; Temnopleuroida; Toxopneustidae. The record is from RefSeq and is a predicted model, not a curated record.
GGACUCGGAGUCGUCGACGGUCAAGUUCAUCACGAAUCACGUCAGGCAUGUCAGGUUGUUGGCCAACGACUGGGCCUGGAAAGAAUGAUCAGAUAAUACUGCAGCUGCAGGUCAUGCAGAAUUUGUGUUGGUAGACCUAUUGAAUGAGAAUGGAAAUGGAAAAGAAUAAUAGAAGUUCUGUCACCGAAGAAGAAUUUUUGAGAUUGGCCCAGCUCAUCUCACCGAGGUACUAUUCAGAUUUAGGGAUACAUUUGGGAAUCUCAUCUGCUGAACUUGAUCAUAUCAUUGUCCAACAUUCAUCGAAUUACAAGGAUGCAUUGAUGACAAUGUUCACACGGUGGAGAGAUGAACAACAUCCAGAUGAAGAUAUCAGAGCUCUUCUUGCAGAAGGAUUAGAAAAGAGUGACUUAGGGGGAUUGUCCAAAGAACUUCUAGCUGGGAAUCUAAUCCAGAAAACAACAGAUGUCAGACAAACAACUGCAACAACUUCAAGAGCAUCAACUUCAACAGGAGCAGUAGACAUGUCAGCAACACCACAUACCGUCAGUGAGGAAGAACUUUUGAUGUUAUCAAUGGAAAUUGGACCUACUUACUACAAGAGGAUUGGCGUUAACCUGAAGAUCUCGUUUGUGACUCUUGAUAAAAUAAAGAAAGACACACAAGAUACUACUGAUGCAUUGAUGACAGUAUUCACAAGAUGGAGAGAUAAACAGCUUCCAGACACAAACAUCAGGGCUCAUCUUGCAGAGGCUUUACAAAAGAGUGGUCUAGUGUCGCUGUCUCAGAAACUGAUUCCUAUAGAUCUAUUAGGGACAGAUGCAUCAAUGCCAGCAUCACAGACCCAACCACUCACUCCUGACCUGGUUGAAAGAUGUAGAAAGGAGCUUCAAUCCCAUUACAGAAGAUAUUUCUGUAAGAUAAGAGCUGAUAGUCUUAAUCCACGUUCCCUUGCGCCGUGUGAAGACAUAUAUACACACCUUGUUUUGGAAGAAGAAGAUUAUCGCAAUAAGAAGCGAUCACUUGAAUAUAAGGACCUCUUCAAACUUGAAAUUAAUGGAGAGUUUCCAAAUCGGAUCAUCAUUCAGGGAGAAGCAGGGGCUGGAAAGACGACACUCUGCGCAAAGAUUGCAUGGGACUGGAUAAACGAUAGUCCCGAUGUUCCCAAGUUUGUAUGGGUACUUGUAAUCCCUCUUCGUGAAGUCAAGCGAUAUACAAUUGGUCAGAUAGUCAAGUCUUACCUCUCAAAGGACAACCCAGCAAGAGCCUGUCAGAUCACCGAGUACAUCCGUUCAAAUCCAGAAAAGGUAUUCAUUGCCUGUGAUGGAUUAGAUGAGUUUAGUGGCAAGGUUGUACAGCACUCUGAAACCAAACAAGAAUUAGCAGGUGCUCAGCCAGAGUCUAAUGAUCAACCAGAUUCAAGCCCAAAAUCAAAGCGACAAAAGUUAAUGGGGCAUAUGUCCUCAGGUACACCAACUGCCCCAUUGAUGCCAAGAGACAGCAUCUCAGAUGCAAGUGAAAGCACUACUGAAGAAGAUGAUAUCUCUCUAGUACAUAUCCUUCGUUCAGAUGAACUUAGCAAUUGCCCAGUGAUGGUGACCAGUCGUCCAUGGAAGGCCAAUGAGAUAAAGUGGGAUCUCAAUCUAAUGAAGCUGUAUGCUUUCAUUCUUGUGGAAGGCUUUAGUGAGGAGAAUGUGGAGGUUUAUAUUCACAAGUACUUUAAAGACAAUACAGUCACAGCAGAUCAGCUUAUUCAAAUGAUCAAAGAGAAUGAUAUCAUAUUAGAGUAUAUGGCACCCUAUCCUAUCUAUAUAUCUAUGCUCUGUCUUAUGUGGAGAGGACUUGAUGACAAAAAGAAAGAAUUGUUUAAAACCAUUCGAACAUUCUCUCAAUUAUUUCAUGAGAUGUUUGAAUUCUUAAACGUGCAUUAUGUCCAAAAACAGAUCAAAGAUCUAAGAAGUCUAUCAUUUAAUACCCAUCGCUGUAAAAUUAAAAAACUCAUGGAACCCAUUGCCAAAUUGGCAUUUACUGGACUGCUAUCGAACAACCUUAUUUUCAAUGAAGAAGAUCUUGAAGAGUACUCAGACUCUGUGGAAACAGCAUGCAAAGUAGGAGUGUUGUCACAGGAGAAUAAGCUCUCAUCCAUUCAUGAUAAGAGCAGACCGUUCCUGCAGUCAACAUUCUUCUUUCCUCAUAAACUAUUCCAGGAGUACAUGGCUGCAGUCUAUCUUGCUUCUCUCUAUGAUUCAGAUCGCAAUGAAUUUAAGAGGCUGAUUGAGGAAGUAGUGAUCCCUAGGAAGGAAGAGUUUAGGUAUCUCCUGUACUUCACUGUGUCUCAGGACAAAAAGAUUGCCAAGUAUAUCACAAAAUGUCUGUUACAACAGUACACCCAAAGCCAAGUAAAGACGGAGAUGAAUUUCUUGGUUGAUGUAGCUUUUGAGAGUCAGGAUGAAGAUACCAACGCCAUGCUUCGGAAUUCAGUAUCAUCUCUGUCCAUUGAUGUUACAGACACACACACUAUAGCUGGUUAUGCAUCCACUGGGAUAUAUUCAAAGGCGAUCAAUAUGAGAGUUGGUGUUUUGGGAUUUCCUAGCUAUGGACCAGGUAUAUCAAAUGAGGUUGCAUUGAUGAUAUGCUCAGCACCAUCACUAAGGGAUGGUAGACUGGAUGCAAUCUUUCACCCUACCUUGUAUGAAACUCUUGCCAGAGAAGGAAGGAAAGCCACAUUCCAUACUCUUGAGAUUUGGAAUGAUGAGCCUCUAUCAUCAGCCUCUUCACAUCACCUAGUAGGAGCUUUAUGCUCCCUACCUAACCUGACUAACCUGACACUGAGAGGAGUUUGUGACCAGGUGGAGUUCUAUUCCCAUCUGAAUGAGAAGGCUUCAACCUUGAAGGUCCAUACUCUUGUGAUUUGGAAUGAUAAGCCUCUAUCAUCAGCCUCUUCACGUCACCUUGUAGAAGCUGUAUGCUCCCUACCUAACCUGACUAACCUGACACUGAGAGGAGUUUGUGACCAGGAGGAGUUCUAUUCUCAUCUGAAUGAGAAGGCUUCAACCUUGAAGGUCCAUACUCUUGAGAUUGAGAAUGAUGGUAUUUUCAAUAAUGGCCCUCUAUCAUCAGCCUCUUCACGUCGCCUUGUAGAAGCUUUAUGCUCCCUACCUAACCUGACUAACCUAAUACUAGGUGGAGUUUGUUACCAGGAGGAGUUCUGUUCUCAUCUGAAUAAGAAGGCUUCAACCUUGAAGGUCCAUACUCUUCAGAUUUGGAAUAUUAAGCCUCUAUCAUCAGCCUCUUCACAUCACCUAGUAGAAGCUGUAUGCUCCCUACCUAACCUGACUAACCUGACACUAUAUGGAGUUUGUGACCAGGAGGAGUUCUAUUCUCAUCUGAAUGAGAAGGCUUCAACCUUGAAGGUCCAUACUCUUAAGAUUGUGAUUGUUGAGCGUCUAUCAUCAGCCUCUUCACAUCACCUAGCAGGAGCUGUAUGCUCCCUACCUAACCUGACUAACCUGACACUGAGUGGAGAUUGUGACCAGGAGUUCUAUUCUCAUCUGAAUGAGAAGGCUUCAACCUUGAAGGUCCAUACUCUUGAGAUUUGGAAUGAUAAGCCUCUAUCAUCAGCCUCUUCACAUCACCUAGCAGGAGCUUUAUGCUCCCUACCUAACCUGACUAACCUGACACUGAUAGGAGUUUGUUACCAGGAGGAGUUCUGUUCUCAUCUGAAUGAGAAGGCUUCAACCUUGAAGGUCCAUACUCUUAAGAUUUGGAAUGAUAAGCGUCUAUCAUCAGCCUCUUCACAUCACCUAGCAGAAGCGUUAUGCUCCCUACCUAACCUGACUAACCUGACACUGAUAGAAGAUUGUGACCAGGAGGAGUUCUAUUCUCAUCUGAAUGAGAAGGCUUCAACCUUGAAGGUCCAUACUCUUGAGAUUGAGAAUAAUGAGCCUCUAUCAUCAGCCUCUUCACAUCACCUAGCAGGAGCUUUAUGCUCUCUACCUAACCUGACUAACCUGACACUGAGUGGAGAUUGUUACCAGGAGGAGUUAUAUUCUCAUCUGAAUGAGAAGGCUUCAACCUUGAAGGGUUCUUUCCCUCAGAUCAGCAAAGGAAAUUUCAUGUUCAAUGGAGAGCCUCAGAAGGAUCGUCAAUCAUUCUUACAAGCAGUCAGUGACUUGAUAAGCGAAAUGGAAGCUCUCUUUGAGUCUCUGAGUCUUCCUUAGACGAAUUUGAAACUUCUUCUGAGUCUUUCUUAGACGAAUAUUUUGAUGCAUGAUGUGACUCUGCAACAAGUACAGUCAAGAUCUAUACAACGGCAAUCCACAACCAUCUAAUUGAUCUCCAUGAGGCAGUCAUAUCCUACAAUGGUUUGUUUUAGAGCUGUGAUAUGUAUGAACCCAUUUUAUUUUUAAUUCUUUGAAUAUUAUUAUGAUGUGAAACCAAUUUUCACCAGAGGCAAAUAUGAAUCAUAAUUUUAAUCCUAAAAUGACUGAUGAGCUCUUUCCAUCUGACUUUUAAAGUGAUAUUUAAGCAUCAGAAGUAGGCCUGGGACGAAUGUCAUUGUUACCAUUUGGUUAUUUUCUGAAAAAAAAACAAUUGAAUCAUUCAAUCAAUCGAUGUUUACUCCCAGGCCUAUUUAGAAGUAUCAUAACUAAUGAUUUCAUGCAAUGCGAGUUAAGAGAAUUAAAAUAG